AUGCCAACCUCUAACACAUCGUCCCCGGUCAAGCGCCCCGGUCUGGGUCGUCGCGCAGUCUCCUCACACGCCGUCGUCACGCGAUCGACAUCCACCCAAAGCGAACUGGCCAACUCUCAAAACCAAAACCAAAAGACCUCUCAUCGUGCCCAUCGUGCUCAUAUCGUCGGCGGCGGUCGCAACCACCACCGUAAUCCUUCUUUUGGCAAAAAUUUAAAUAAACUGCAGAGACACCUGUCUCAACAGCAGAUCGAGACCGAGAAACCCGGCCGCCAUCAUCAGCGCAAGAAGUCUGCUCCCGCGACUCCCGCUGCCGUAACGCCCGCCACGAGUCCGCGUGGGCAACACCACGUCCGCUGGGAUGGAGCCUUGGGUGAGAGUCACCAAACUGCUGCUUCUAUGAAGAAGAACAACUCGAGUCCGGCCCUGCGGCGGAAUAGCAACAGUGUUAUAGGAAAGAUAGGCAAAAAGGCCUUGGUAACUGAUCGGCCUCAUACUAGCUCGGGCAAAAAGAAAACUGUGGGGUUUGAAUUAGGCGACUCCGACGACAACGACGACGGUGACUGGGAGGAUACCACUCAGUCACCGGAGAGCACUCGGCGCAGCUCCGUCGCUCAGUCCAGAGACAGUGUGGAGAACACUGCAGUAUUGGUGGAUCCGCUGACAUUCGUUAAACGCUCUUAUCCACAGUUCCCUCGUUCGACCAGCCUUCCAGAGUCGAGCCUGAAUAAUUUUGGUCACAACAACCAGUUGCCCGACGGGGACAGUGACGACGAACACAACAGCGACGGUGAUAAACAAACGCGACCGCUAGAGACAGAAGAGCGUGAAGGAGGUAGCCGCACCGCGGAUCACGGCGACAUUGCUUCUCGCCUGCUAAGUCCAUCUCACUCUGCGAAAGCACCGCCCGCCAUGUCCUCCAUAUCAGCCACAGCGAAGCCAGCCAUGGUGGAUCCGUUGUCACGCAACGCGUCUUUGACCAAUAUAGCUGCCGGGCAUGAUAACCUACGCCGUCCAGUAUCCUCGUCCCAGAACGCAUUAGCUAGCACCCCGGGAAAUCUGACCCAGGCCACAUCAUCGUCGAUUGAAGGAGGCGUGUCGAGGUUCAUCAAGGCUGGUUUUCAGGCAGCUUCUCGCACCGACUCGGAUCCCAACACUCCGUCCUCGUUCUUACCCCAUUACCACCCACAAACACCGCCAUCCCCUGGUCGGACAGGUUCAAAAAGAACACGAGCAUCUCCUCCCUCCCGGCCAGCCGGCGCAGAACCGCACUCCCGCACCCAGCAGAAGCUAUGGCUGCAGCGAACUGCUGCUCUGAACACUUCUCCUCCUGAUGGUCAUGGCGUGUCAGCGGCCGCAUCCCCAUCAGCCAUGGACCCGGCCUUCAUGGCUGCAGCUCACGCCCGACCAGGAGCCGGAUUCGAUGCGGGAAGAGGACUGGUAAAUGGAACAUUACGGACCGGCCCGGUGCACGAUAACGAAGCAAAGCAUAUCCGCAAGGCAUACGAAAAAACUGCAUUGGAACUAACAGUCGUCCGAAGGUUCCAGUCGCCGACCGGGGAUAGUUUCCGUCGGUUGACCUCCCGUCUCACUGGUAUGAAACUGGGUCCUAGCCACCAGCGACAUUCAUCGCUCGGCAAACCAAUUAAAUCGGCACCGGCUUUAAACCUUCUCCAAAAUGGCAAGCAGCAACCUACCGCUCAACCCAGUCCAAGCCCGGAGCCGAGACAGCUAAUCAGCCGAAAGCGCUCGGGCUUGAAGACUUCCGUCUCCCAAACAUAUCUCCCAGAACCCGAUGAUCUGGCGAACGAAUCUACGGAUUCUUCACAACGACCCAGACCUCAACACCCUUCCCACCGCAUCCUCUCCACAUCUGAUGAAGCUGCUCAUCCCCUUCCUGUAGGGGAAGAGUUACCAGAGGAGCCAUCAAUGCUUGCUAAUGAAGCCGAUAUGAUGAUUCGUCGAAUUUGGGAGAGUCGUGAAGUAGCCACUGCUGGCUGAUGUACAAUCACCUCAAGCACCACUCUACUUAUGUUUUCAUGUCUUCACUACUUGACUCACGGCUUGCAAUAAUGUUUGCUUCUGUUUACAGCUGUUUUUCAUCGGCUCGGCUCGGUCAUUCAUGGUGUUUACGGUGCAUGUAUAGCGUACCAGCUCAUUUUUGGGGUUGAAUUUUGUGCAUGCGCAUUACUUCUAAUGCAUGUCUUGCUUUCAGAUUGGGUUUCCUUUCUUUCUUUAUUUCUUUCUGUCACUUAUUAUUCCCCGAGCAUAGAUAUCUUCGGUUAAUAAUGUAAUGUAUCUACUUCUGAGAGUGGCCGCGCAUGGUUUACCUAGGCAGGCUAAUUCUUGAACACUUAAGGCCUUUCAACCCAGUAGUCGCCCAUCUAGUAUAGGAUUAUCUGUAUGUAUUAGGAUAUAUGAUCCCACAAGGUGUAUAUUAUAACGGAUCCA
This is a messenger RNA of Aspergillus alliaceus, 2451 nucleotides long. RefSeq lists its product as uncharacterized. Gene Ontology annotation, cellular component: TORC1 complex; fungal-type vacuole membrane. NCBI's taxonomy places the organism in Eukaryota, Fungi, Ascomycota, Eurotiomycetes, Eurotiales, Aspergillaceae. The record is from RefSeq and is a predicted model, not a curated record. The transcript has a single exon. Bases 1 to 2001 code for a protein of 666 amino acids.